This is a messenger RNA of Necator americanus (New World hookworm), 2040 nucleotides long. RefSeq lists its product as uncharacterized. The record is from RefSeq and is a predicted model, not a curated record. Lineage: Eukaryota; Metazoa; Nematoda; Chromadorea; Rhabditida; Ancylostomatidae. The coding region runs from base 1 to 2040 and encodes 679 amino acids. The transcript is spliced from 17 exons.
AUGCGUUUACGUAGGAAAAAGGGCGCAACUGUAUAUGAGACACAAGAGAACGUUCCUCUCUUCCACUUGGCACAUGUGAUAUCUGUCGCCUUCCAAUCCCCCAAUAUGAAUUUUCAGGAUGAUUCUCAUAUUUUAUCUCGAUUAGGAAUUCUCGAUUCAAAAGACGAAAGCCCACGCAAAAUAAAUCUUUCCCCAAAAAAGACAAACUCGCCACUUCCAUCUGAAAAAGAUCGGUUUGUUGAAGUCAGCAUAGAUGGUGCAACCGAUACAAAGUCCGAGUCCGAUGAUGACAUUUUCGAUCGAAACUCUUUGCUUUCUCCAAAUAAAGGUGUCAAGAUUUAUCGGAGAAAACAUGAUUCAUCCAUUUGCGUCUACUUAGUUCUUCUAUUGACUUACCUUGCUGUGGGAGUUAGCUGUCCGACGCUAUGGAUUGCUCCUCAAUCUGGGAAGAACAUUCCGUAUAAUUUCCUAUUUGAGAACAGUAUUGGAUUGUUAGUUGGUUGUUUAGUUGGAAAAUUUCUUUGUCAACGCUUAAAUCUUGUGUUUCUGUCAUUCUUUGCAACAGCAUCUCUCUGCAGUCUGUCUUGGAUUGCUUUCGAAUUUCCUGUGACCUUUGAUGGAAGGGUUGUCAGCUGUUUGAUUAGUUUCAUCUCUGGAAAUAUCUUAUAUGUUGGCCUAGCGCUAUGGUUAGUGAAGUGGCGUGGCUACAACAGAAAAGCCCUCUUUUUCUACGUGCUCAUCGCUUUAGGAUCUUCCAUUGUUACUGUGACUCGCAACGAGCCAACACUUAGUCAAGACAGUCUUGGGUUGCUGUCUCAUUCAGCAAUUCUCCACAAACGACAAGCGGAUACUCUGAUUUCCGAUAACUCAUCAAUUAUCAUCUCUGUUUCGUCGAAGGAAGUCACAUCACCCAAACCUCGAAAACCUCACGUAGUGGAAGGAAUAAAAACGGUUGAGACGAAGUCGGAACAGAACGAACAGAUGCGCAAGGCUGCAGCAUCCAACAAAACACAAACGGCGACUUCCAGCCCUUCCGAUAACUCAACAUUGAGUUCUCUGAAUGUUCCAAACGACGUGCAAAUUCCUGAAAGCACCUUUACUUCGGGAUUGCUGAUUUCACCGACUACCAAGGUUGCAGUCACUGCAGUCACUAACACUGCUCAUGUUACUGAAAGCAGUGGACACACAUCUACAACAUCCAGUCCAUCUGGCUUGGAUCCACUGAAUCCAAGUCAUGUAAAUAUUCGCAUGAUCACUAUUGCAACCACGACUGCGGUCGCCUUUUACAUCAUCGGUUCUGUUUUCUGCUGUAUACCUUGCAGUAUAGUUAACGAUCUUAAAUAUUUGAGAUUGUUUGAUCCAUCCGUUGCUGGUCUUACUGCUGGCUGUCGGAUCCGUGUUGCAUCGUUACAAAUUACUGCCUCAUUUUUGGAAGGUCUCGUUGAACUAGUUGCUUUGGCUUUAUCUCAGCAGCAGAAUACAGCUAAUCUUCUUAUUUUGCAUCACAUCGGCGUUUUCGUUUCAAGAGCUGUGAUUAUGAUUUCGGAUUCGAUUGCUUAUUCUUUGUUUGGAUGCUGCACUGCUUUGUUGUGUUCAUCGCUAGGGAGCGUUCUGCUUCUGAUGGUUUCGGCUGAUUCAUCUUUUGGCUCUGCUCUUGUAUCUAUAGGCACAGGAACGAUAGGAUUGUUAGUGUUUUUCCACAUAGAGGUACGCUUGAGUCCUCGUGGUGGUACACAGCUAGACUACUUUACCUUCCCUUCAAUAAUUGGACGAUGCUUGUGCGCAGCUUUUGCCACGUUGUUGCCAUCUGUCGAUGCGAAUCAGAUGAUUGGUGUGAUUCUACUUGGUAAUGGACCCCUGUUGGUGAUAUUUGUGCUGCUCGAGAAAUCACUUCGGAAGGCGGCCAGGCUAAAGGAGAUAAUGGAGUAUUCAAGCUCUCCCGUAUUAGAGGCUGUUGGGGAGUAUGUUUCUCUUAUAGAAAGGGAUAUGGAAUACGAUUCUAACGAAGAAGUAGAUAAAUGCGAUGGUCUCACUAGCUGA